Messenger RNA from Nanorana parkeri, 1575 nucleotides. RefSeq names its product RAB3D, member RAS oncogene family (gene RAB3D). Gene Ontology annotation, biological process: protein secretion; protein localization to plasma membrane; regulation of exocytosis. Gene Ontology annotation, cellular component: endosome; synaptic vesicle; plasma membrane. Gene Ontology annotation, molecular function: GTPase activity; GTP binding. NCBI's taxonomy places the organism in Eukaryota, Metazoa, Chordata, Amphibia, Anura, Dicroglossidae. Bases 277 to 930 code for a protein of 217 amino acids. The record is from RefSeq and is a predicted model, not a curated record. The transcript is spliced from 5 exons.
GAGGGCCGAGGAGGGAGGAGGAGGAGGUGAGAGCUGCCAGGGAAGGAGGGAGGGAGGGAGACUGCAGGGGAAGGAGACACACCUCAGUUUAGAGAGGGAGAGCUACCUGCAAACAGACAGAUCCGGGAGAGAGAGAGCAGACAGCUGCCAGGACCAGUGACAGGAACCGCCACCGAUCCACCGCGGCCACCGCACACCCCGGAGACGCGUCCGUGCCAAGGAAGAGUAGAAUCCCCGCCGUCACCCCUCCGUGUCUCCCGGACUCUGCAGGACAAGAUGGCAUCCGCCAGCGAUCCGCGCCAACCCCAGAAAGAUGCCGCCGACCAGAGCUUUGAUUACAUGUUUAAGCUCCUGAUUAUCGGGAACAGCAGCGUGGGGAAGACUUCGUUUCUCUUUCGCUAUGCCGAUGACUCCUUCACUUCAGCCUUCGUCAGCACGGUGGGGAUAGACUUCAAGGUGAAGACCGUGUACAGGAAUGAGAAGAGAGUAAAAUUGCAAAUCUGGGACACAGCUGGCCAGGAGAGGUAUCGGACAAUCACCACUGCAUACUACCGCGGGGCCAUGGGUUUCCUGCUCAUGUACGAUAUUUCCAACCUGGAGUCCUUCAACGCUGUACAGGACUGGGCAACACAAAUCAAGACAUACUCCUGGGACAACGCACAGGUCCUGCUGGUUGGGAACAAGUGUGACUUGGAAGACGAGCGAGUAAUCCCAGCUGAAGAUGGACGAAGGUUGGCUGAGGAACUUGGGUUCGAGUUUUUUGAGGCCAGCGCAAAAGAGAACAUCAACGUGAAGCAAGUCUUUGAGCGUCUGGUGGACAUCAUCUGCGAGAAGAUGAAUGAAAGCCUGGAGAACGGACCGGGGCCAGCUAGUGGUACCACACACCUUUCCGACUCUUCUCCAAAGGAGCAGAAUAACUGCUCAUGUUAGUCUGCAGCCCCGUUUUACAGAAAGCACCCAGCUAGGUCACAGAGAUGUCUCUAAUCAUAUUCAAUGCUCAGCAGUCAGCAAAAAUAACUGCCCGAUUGGGACGGACACCCCUAAACUGUGUAAUACCCGGAGACAGGGUGGCCUUUCCUAUUACAUUCCCAGCUGAGUAUGUGAGAGACAAAACUAGACACUGUUACAUACACAUGCCCAUUCUUAUUCAUUGUUGCAGAUCAUUUAUAUCCCAGCCUUACAUGGGGUGUAAUUUAAAAAACAAGGGAAUAGCAACACAAUAUCACUGCCUGAUAUCACAGGACAUCACAUGGUCACGUAGAUGGGUGUUUCCUGGGGCCAAGAUAGGUAUUAAUUUGCCAUCAAGUGCCAAAGAUUAUCUGAACGUGCCCGUACCACGGCCCGUUCUGAGGGCUCUGCAAAGCAUUGCUCUGCAUGGUUUUUUUUUGUUUUUUUUCCCUCAAGUGCUCUGCAUGAUGCUACUGGACCCGUUCUACGUGUUUUGUGUCUGGGACUGUACAUGAUGGACUGAGGGGGGGAGCCAAGCAAAGGUCACGGGAACACAGAUCGAUGUAUAUAUCUGGGCAUACCGGCCAUGAAGGUUUUAGCACUCUGGAUAUUUUGCCCUCUACUGUU